UUAAAGAUACCUAAUCCUGGACCAGAAGCCAGCCAGCAGUCCCAGGGCCACACAGAGUCCCUCCACCCUGUCCCCAGCUCCCGGCCGGGGCUGCCAUGGCCUCCCUGUUCUCUGGCCGCGUCCUGAUUCGCAACAACAGCGACCAGGACGAGCUGGACACGGAGGCUGAGCUCAGCCGCAGGCUGGAGAACCGACUGGUGCUGCUGUUCUUUGGCGCUGGGUCAUGCCCACAGUGCCAGGCCUUCGCACCCAUCCUCAGGGACUUCUUCGUGCGGCUCACAGAUGAGUUCUACGUGCUGCGGGCAGCCCAGCUGGCCCUGGUGUACGUGUCCCAGGACCCCACAGAGGAGGAGCAGGAUCUGUUCCUCAGGGACAUGCCAAAAAAGUGGCUCUUCCUGCCCUUCGAGGAUGACCUGAGGAGGGAUCUCGGGCGCCAGUUCUCCGUGGAGCGCCUGCCGGCUGUUGUGGUGCUCAAGCCUGGAGGGGACGUGCUCACCCGCGACGCAACUGACGAGAUCCGGCGCCUGGGACCCGCCUGCUUCGCCAACUGGCAGGAGGCGGCGGAGGUGCUGGACCGCAACUUCCUGCAGCCCGAGGACCUGGACGACCCCGCGCCCCGGAGCCUCACCGAGCCGCUGCGCCGCUGCAAGUACCGCGUGGACCCGGCGGCUCGGGGCAAACGCCGCCCCAGGAGAGGGAGCGACCCCGAGGGGGAGGGCGGAGCGGAGGGCGGGGACGGGGAGCUGUUCUGAGACCCCUGCGCAGAGCACACGCCUGAGCUUCCCAAAGAGUGCCCUCCCAGACCCUACAGGGACACAGCAGUGGACACUUGAGGCAGACAUCCAGCUGUCCCCGAAACAGCGGACCCACCCCCAGCGCGGGGACGGGGCGGGGGGGG
Messenger RNA from Neofelis nebulosa (Clouded leopard), 898 nucleotides. It is a transcript of the gene NXNL1, whose product is annotated as nucleoredoxin like 1. The transcript has 2 exons. Gene Ontology annotation, biological process: photoreceptor cell maintenance. Lineage: Eukaryota; Metazoa; Chordata; Mammalia; Carnivora; Felidae. Bases 96 to 752 code for a protein of 218 amino acids. Gene Ontology annotation, cellular component: mitochondrion. The record is from RefSeq and is a predicted model, not a curated record.